This is a messenger RNA of Glycine soja, 1049 nucleotides long. RefSeq lists its product as uncharacterized. The record is from RefSeq and is a predicted model, not a curated record. Bases 147 to 863 code for a protein of 238 amino acids. The transcript has 2 exons. Lineage: Eukaryota; Viridiplantae; Streptophyta; Magnoliopsida; Fabales; Fabaceae.
CCAAAACUGACGAAACUUGUAUUCUGGUGGGAGAAAGAAUCUGGAAAGUGUCAUUGCAAAGAGAAGCAGCUAGCACUGAAGCACACACACAAAACACAAAUAUCCCUUUAAACUUGUUGAGAGAGAUAUUGAAGAAAAUAAGAAGCAUGGAAUGGAGGAAAUAUUAUUUGGAUGUGGUGCUGGUACCAUUGGGAUUUCUUAUAACCAUUGGUUAUCAUGUUUGGUUGUGGCAUAAGGUUCGAACACAGCCUUCUUCCACCAUAAUCGGAAUCAAUACUCAUGGAAGACGCUCCUGGGUCCCUGCCAUGUUGAAGGACAUUGAAAAGAAGAACAUCCUGGCAGUGCAAACUCUUCGAAAUCUGAUAAUGGGAUCAACUCUUAUGGCCACCACUUCCAUUCUCCUCUCUGCAGGCUUGGCAGCUGUGAUAAGCAGCACUUACAGUGUGAAGAAGCCUCUGAAUGACGCUGUAUAUGGGGCCCACAGUGAAUUUAUGGUAGCACUUAAAUACGUGACACUCCUAACCAUAUUCUUAUUCUCAUUUUUCUGUCACACUCUGUCGAUUAGGUUUUUCAAUCAAGUGAGCAUCCUCAUUUGCACACCACAACAAGAUGUGAUCAUGUCCUCAGCAGUGACCCCUCAGUAUUUGACUGAGCUUUUGGAGAAGGGAACUAUUCUGAGCACUGUUGGCAACAGGCUUUUCUACUCAGCACUCCCUCUUCUGCUUUGGAUCUUUGGGCCUGUGUUGGUUUUCAUGUCUUCUGUGGCAAUGUUACCGGUGCUUUAUAACCUAGACUUUGUUUGUGGGAAUAAUAAUGGGAAGGGAAAGAUCAUGAAGAAUGACAAAGGGGAGGACUAUGUUUGAUGUGUAUUGAGCUAAUUAGAUCAAAACAUUAAACAGAUAAUAUGUUUAUGUACGUAGGUCUUUAGUUUGGUGCAUCAUUUACAACUUUUAAGUUGUAAAGGUGUUGUAUUCUACUCGCACAGCAGCCACAUGCAUGCUGAAGCGUUUCCUAAAAUAAUAAUUCAGCUAGCUAGCUUUUCCAACGUA